CUACAUGCUUGCUAUAUUUUUCCGAUGUGCCUGUGCGUGUGGCACUUCCUCCUCGUUAGCGCUUGUAACUCGAACAGAAUCAUGUGUUGAAGGUUCAUUCUGUAGCAACGAUUUGUGCAGCUUCCUAGAAGCCAUCUCAAAACAAGUGGCCGCGCAGCCACGACGCUAUGCCCUCCGCCUCUGCCUACAAAGAUCUUUUCGAGGGUGGUCUCUCUGGUUACAUCGUUCUCGGGACCCAGCCCGAAGAAGCCGAUCCAGGGUACGUCCAAGCGUACCAGGAGCUCCCAACCGCCCAGUCCGUUUCCGGGAAACGCGCAACCUGCACCACCCCGACAGACAACCGGAUAGAGGACGAAAUCACCGAGGGACCAGGAUAUAACCCGCUCAGGUGUUACAAUCUCAAAUCGGUUACCAUAGAAUAUGGAAAUCUGUGAUGCAAGAUUGCAUGAUCUAGUUCUAGCAAAGUCUCAUAGGAUUGCGCAUGACAAGUUCCGGAGCCCUAAACCCUACGACAAUCUGGCGAAAUUUGUAUUGCAGAAGGUGGAACGCUGUGCGAGUCUGUCAUGCUCAUCAUGCAACACAAAUUCCAGAUUCUAUGGUAAACGAUUUGAGAUUGCAACGUUUGAGCAACUCAUACAGGAAAUGACGACUACUUGAUCAAACGGAAGAAUUUCGUCUGGUCGCCGAAGCAGUGCGCGCACUUGUGCGACCAAAUUGGCGACGAGUGCAGUCACUGGAGUUUGUCGCUCGGGCCGGUGUGGAACUCGGAACAGAUCCCGGGGGGCUUGUCCGGGGGGAAGAUCGCGAAACCACUACCCUUCACGCCAAAAGCCGGGGCGCCGGGACACUGUUUUCUGUGCGGGAUCGGGAAGAACUCGCCCGUGCAACAGUUCUACAAAGACAGCAUGUUGGUCGAUGCGCCGGGUAUGUAUAGCUAUGUGGGAGUGAAGAGGAAAUUCACGACGGCGGAGCCGCGGAAUAAAGAGCUUUUCAGCCAAAAACCCGAUGGCCCACUGUUUGAAAGAAAUUGGAGUAUGGAUUGUAAAAAUGUCUGGGUCUGGAAAAUUGCAGCUUGUCAUGCUGUGUUUGGAUCCCAAAAAAAUCUGUAUUGCGUGACCAGCAACAGGGGUCCAGUUUGUGUUACGCGGAGAGGGCAUUUGUCAUGCGGAAUAAGCAUCAGGAAGCCCUCUAAAAAUCUGUGAUGCUAGAUCGUGCAUUACAUGAAUCAUGGAUCAUACAAAAUAUGCAUCACAAGUCCCGGAAUCUUCCAGACCCAGACAUUUUUACAUUUGAUAUGGAGCUACUUGCCACCGAAAUGGUUGAGGUAUUUUUGAAGAGCAUAGUAGUUUUUAGCCCUCAACGAGGGAGCAAGAAAAGAAGCAACGUCGCGUAGAAAAUCGAGAAAAACACAAUCAGAAAGCAAUGAGUUGUUCUCCACCAGUGGCUGUUCAUUCGAAGAAAACAGUCGAUAGUGCGUGGUGCAGGGGCUUCUGCUACUUGAGCUAAACUGCUUACACAUAAAUUGCUGUCGUGCGAGC
Molecule: messenger RNA, 1538 nt
Organism: Amoebophrya sp. A120
Lineage: Eukaryota; Dinophyceae; Syndiniales; Amoebophryaceae
Source: the annotation of a GenBank genome assembly